Aspergillus terreus NIH2624 is the source of this 939-nucleotide messenger RNA. RefSeq lists its product as uncharacterized. Gene Ontology annotation, molecular function: methyltransferase activity. The record is from RefSeq and is a predicted model, not a curated record. The coding region runs from base 1 to 939 and encodes 312 amino acids. NCBI's taxonomy places the organism in Eukaryota, Fungi, Ascomycota, Eurotiomycetes, Eurotiales, Aspergillaceae. The transcript is spliced from 3 exons.
AUGCAUCACAAUCGUAUGCCAACCUUCCGUGAGAGCCUGAAGCGCCUGGCUCGGUCAGCCGAUGUCGUCGCCGCCGAACUAGAUCAGGCCGGUUACAGCAACUAUAACUUCUCGCCCGAAAAUUCUCCCUUUGAUCUGUCUUUCCUCAGUUGCGAGGGCCUCGCUGCUCGCGGAGACCUGAUCACCGCAGCAGAGACCAUCCUGAGACUCGCCAAAGGCCCACAGGAAAGCCUCUCUGUCUUCGCCGAGAAGGGAAUCGAGAAUGGGACUCUCCAGGCUUUGAUCCAGCUGGAGGUCCCGCAGCAGGUGCCUUUGCACGGAUCAAUGACCUACGCGGAAUUGGCAGCGCGCGUGCAGGUUUCGCCCGAACUACUGCAACGAUUCAUCCGACUGGCCGCGUUGGCCGGAUUCCUGGUCGAGGAUGAGAAUGGCCUAGUCCGUCACACCGCCAUGUCGGCCGUCUUCUUGCGCGAUCAGGCUGUCGCGGACAUGACCCGGUUCAUGUGCGAUGUCGACGCACGCGCGGCCACCUAUUUUCAUGAUUCCAUUCGUCUUGAUCCGAAGGGAACCACAGUCUCCCAAGGUCCGGCGGCCCUGGCGCUGCAUCCGCGCGACUACGAGAACGAGUCGCGGCGAACGAUCUGGGAAGUCUUGGAGAGCGAUCCGGUGCAGAACGCGCGGUUUCAUUCGAGUAUGACGGCCUUGCUGGCGUCUCCAUCGCACUCUCUUAAGCAUAUUGCAGGUGCGGUGGACUGGAGUCGGUUUCGCACCGUGGUUGAUGUCUGUUGGUGGGUCCCUCGGUCAAGCAUCUCUCGCAAUUGCAGAGAAAGCGCCCAACAUCCGAGUCAUCGUGCAGGACCUCCCCGAGGUUGUCCAGAGAGGAAAGGACUCGCUGCCCCCUGUGCCAUGGGCUGGCCAGAUCACAUUCGAGCCCCAUGA